AAAAGAUUCUGCAAACUCACUCUCUCCACGACAGAGAGGAAGCAUCGCCACAAAAGAAGAAGCUUAAGAAGCAAGACACUGAAUUUUUCUAUUCCUCUUCACACGUCUUUCAACAUUCUCUCACAAAAAGGCUCUUUCUAGACUUUUUGGCUUCAUUUGUUAAUUAGUGAGCCUCAGCACCAAUAAAGUCAGAAGCUUUUGCUUUCCAGAUAAGCUCUCACGCAUAUUCAACAUUAAUAACCUUCUUCUCCUCCUCUCGAUCAAAUUAAAAUUAGGGAUUUGCUCUGUUUUGCUACUCUGUUUUUUGCAGGUAAAAAUUCUGAAGAAAUCUGGUGGAGAUUGAUUUCCUUGCAAUCUGAUCUGUACCCUUCUCAUGAUUAGUUUUCAAACCGCGAAACUCUCAUCUAAAACUCCUUUCUCCUAUUCGAUCUCCUAUCUCUUCUUACCAUCCAACGUCUUCUUCAUACGCUACUUCAACUGCUCUAGAUUUCGUCUCAAAAUCUGAACCUUUGUUUCUAAUCCACAAAGUCUCAACCUUUCGUUUCCUUUAGCUUCAAUCCUCUCAAGAAAGUCUCGUCCUUUAACGUUCGAAUUUGAAAAAAAAAAAACUCUGUUUUCAUUAGUUAUGGCUGGAGGAAACUGGUUGGUUUCGUUUGAGGAUCUUCCUUGUCAUUUGAUCUUGGAGGUGUUGACAUCUGGAAGGCUUAAUGCGUUUGAUCUGGUUAGUUUGGAACUGACCUCUAAGGCUUUUGGAGGGAGCUUUGGAGUGUACCCUUUGAAGUUUAGGUCGUUAGCUGAUUACGCAGCGUCUCUGCUUUGCUCUGUUCAUCCUGUCUAUGUUGGAAUGGGUUUAGCUACUCAGAAGGAGCUUUUUGCGAACUGUGAGGGGAACUGGAAACGGCUUUUGAGGUUCUUGCAGUCUGUUGAGCAAUCCUCUGAUAUGGUUGAAACCUCUGCAGGCAAUAUGCAAGUUACAACGGGAAGGUAUCACACGUUGCUAAUCAACAACUCAAAGGUUUACUCUUGUGGUUCGAGUUUGUCCGGUGUUCUUGCUCAUGGUCCAGAAACUACUCAGUGCGUAGCGUUUACGCCUGUGGAGUUUCCUCUCUCUGCUAAAGUUGCUCAAGUCUCAGCCACGCAGAACCAUUCUGCUUUCGUAUUGCAAUCUGGAGAGGUUCUGACAUGUGGAGAUAACUCAUCGCAUUGCUGUGGUCAUUUAGAUAUCAGCCGUCCAAUAUUUAGGCCUAAGCUUGUUGAGGCUUUGAAGGGAACUCCUUGUAAGCAGGUGGCUGCUGGGCUUCACUUCACUGUGUUUCUAUCAAGAGAAGGGCGUGUGUUUACAUGUGGAUCAAACACACAUGGGCAGCUUGGUCAUGGAGAUACCUUGGACAGACCAGUACCCAAAGCUGUUGAGUUUCUUCAAAGCGUUGGCCCUGUGGUGCAAAUCUCAACGGGGCCGAGCUAUGUUUUAGCGGUAACACAAGAUGGCUCGGUUUACUCAUUUGGCUAUGGAUCUAGCUUUUGUCUUGGUCAUGGAGAGCAACAGGACGAGCACCAGCCGCGUGUCAUUCAGGCUUUUAAAAGAAAAGGUAUUCAUAUACUCCGUGUCUCUGCAGGUGAUGAACACGCCGUGGCACUUGAUUCCAAUGGCCGUGUAUACACAUGGGGUAAAGGUUACUGUGGUGCUCUAGGGCAUGGAGAUGAAAACGACAAGAUCACUCCUCAAGUUUUAGUCAGUCUCAACAACUGCCUUGCUGUCCAGGUGUGUGCAAGAAAGAGGAAAACUUUUGUAUUAGUGGAAAGUGGAUCAUUGUAUGGAUUUGGGUGGAUGGGAUUUGGAAGCCUUGGUUUCCCGGACAGAGGAGUUUCCGACAAAGUUCUUAGACCAAGAGUGUUGGAGUGUCUGAAACCACACCGUGUGUGUCAAGUAAGCACAGGUUUGUAUCACACCAUUGUGGUGACUCAAGGUGGUCGCAUAUUCGGGUUUGGGGAUAACGAGAGAGCUCAGCUUGGUCAUGACUCGCUCCGUGGCUGCUUAGAACCUACGGAGAUCUUUCUCCAUUGUGGUCGUUCUCGUAGCAGACUUUGUUGAUCCAAAAGGUAAAUAAUAAUAACAGAAGCAUGUUUGUAUGAACCGGAUUGAGAUUGAGUUAACCGGUUAGUGUAUUUUGUUAUGAUUUGUAUCGGUUUGAUUUUUUUUUUCUAUAGUCUAUGACUGUAUCAAAGAUAUUUCCGGUUUGGUGUAUGCAAAACCCAAAGAGGAAAUAAUAAUUGAUUGGAAAUGACGUGGAAUUCAAAUAUCUGAGGAUGUCAUAAAU
This is a messenger RNA of Eruca vesicaria subsp. sativa (arugula), 2318 nucleotides long. The record is from the annotation of a GenBank genome assembly. NCBI's taxonomy places the organism in Eukaryota, Viridiplantae, Streptophyta, Magnoliopsida, Brassicales, Brassicaceae.